CCCUAAGUGUAACAGAUACUUAGGCUCCUAUAGGCUAAAAAGCGCAUAUCAAGUGGCGCCAUUAGCCUAGCCAGUGAGAUUUACAUUGAUUUCUUUCCUAUCCAAAGAUUCUUAUCAUUUUCUGUAUAAAGACUAUGGGUCGCAUAUUUCCUUGAAAUCUGUUUUAUAAUUGGGGGUCUAAACUGAAAAUAUGCCUGUCUGAAUUUGAUCUUUUUAUCCUUCUGUAGUUGUCGAACAUUGCUAUUUAAUUACUAGUAGGAGUAUUAUGUUAUACAUUUCUUGAAUACGGUUGUAAUUUUACCGAGAUAAAUAAUUUCUAGCCGAUUGUUUGAAUUAAAGUUUUCAUUCACCUCGCUUUCCCUAUUUAUAGAUUUUGUUUCUGAAUGAACUCUGCGGGUACUGCGCAUGCCCCCCUUAAUUCAGUAACGAAAGGGCUUCACACUUCAUUCGACACUUUAGUAGUGUACUUCUGUAUUUAACAAGAUAAAAUGUGCGACAUUGUUUGCAUGCGAUUGUAAUAUUGUUGAAAGCUGUGGUCAGUGUAGUGGUGAAACAAUAUUGUGAGAUACCCCCACUAAGUUGUUUAUGGUUUUAGUCGUUUGAAAAUGGAAGUUAGAACAAAUUUUGUAUAGCAGAUAAUCUUCAAGAAAAUGUUGACCACCUCUACGACUUUGAUGGUGUUGGUGGCAACUGCUUUUGGAUGUUAUUUAUUUCCUAGUGACGUGCCGGAUCCGUGUCGCGGAGUGACGUGCGGCCCCGGCGAGCUGUGUCGGCCUACAGCCGACGGGAAGGGCCACAACUGCGAAUGCCCCACUUCGUGCCCCAGUUAUGGGGAUCACGAAGGCUCUCGACCCCUGUGCGCCAGCGAUGCCAAAGACUACCCUGGCAUUUGUGAGAUGCGACGCGCGGCCUGCGAAACAAAUAAUAAUAUAACUUUUAAAUAUUAUGGUAAAUGUGACCCCUGCGCGGGCGUGAGCUGUCCCGACCCUGAGGUCUGCCAACUGGACGACCGGCGCGAACCCUCGUGUCGUUGCGCGGAGUCCUGUCCCCUGGAGUUCUCCCCGGUGUGCGCGUCCGACGGCAAGACCUACUCCAAUGAGUGCCAGAUGCACAGGGAGUCGUGCCGUGCUAGGAAACAGUUGAAGAUCAUUUUUAAAGGACAAUGCAGCUCUGGCGUGAACCCGUGCGCAGAAGUAGAAUGUCGCCACGGCGCAGAGUGUAGGGUAGAAGGCAGCGGCGCGGUGUGCGCGUGCCCGCCGCCCUGCGAGCCGGUGCUGCGGCCCGUGUGCGGCUCGGACGCGCGCACGCACGACAGCGAGUGCGAGCUGCGGCGCGCCGGCUGCUUGCUGGGCAGAGAGCUGAACGUCGUGCACGCGGGCGCCUGUGGUAAAUGUUACAACUAUUGUGUGCUCGCCGAUAGCAAGCCGGUGCUGCGGCCCGUGUGCGGCUCGGACGCGCGCACGCACGACAGCGAGUGCGAGCUGCGGCGCGCCGGCUGCUUGCUGGGCAGAGAGCUGAACGUCGUGCACGCGGGCGCCUGUGGCUCAAACGGCGUGUGCGCCGGCCGCGUGUGCCCGCACGGCGGCGAGUGCGUGUCGACCGGCGGGCGCGGCGUGUGCCGCUGUCCGCGCUGCUCCAACGAGUUCGCGCCCGUCUGCGGCUCCGACGGCAUCUCGUACGGCAACCGCUGCAAGCUGCAGCUCGAGGCGUGUCGCCACCGCCGGCACGUGCAAGUGUUGUACGACGGACCCUGUAAUGGCUGCGAAAAUAAAAAGUGCGAAUACUACGCAGUUUGCGAGAGUGAUGGAAUUUCAGAAGCCAGUUGCGUUUGCCCUAAACAUUGUGAAGAAGGAACUGAGACUGAAGAAAUUUGCGGCAAUGAUAAUAAAACCUACAGCAGUGUUUGCGCUCUCCGCGACGUUGCUUGCCGUGAGAAGAUAGGUCUUCACGUCAAGCACAUGGGUUCUUGCGAGUCAUGCGGCGGCGUCCAAUGCCCCAACGGCAUGUGGUGCUCGCGCGGCAAGUGUGCGUGCGCCACGACGUGCGCAGACGCGCCGCGCGAGCCCGUCUGCGCCGACAGUCGCCGCACCUUCCCCAACGAGUGCGCGCUGCAGAGGACGGCCUGUGAAGCGCGCAUGCGAGGAGAGACUGCCCCACAAGUCGCGUACUUUGGAGAGUGCACAGGACUUCACGAUCAGAAUAACACUGUUGGUUUCAACAAAUCUGCCAAAAUAAUGGACCAAGCUAACGACAUACGCGCAGUAGAUGACAACGACACAUCAACCGAGGCCGCCAUGGGAACUGCCGUCUGUGCUCGAGUACAAUGUGCUUACGAAGCGACCUGUGCAGUCGAUGGUAACGGCCAGCCCCGGUGCGCCUGUCUCUUCGACUGUGCAGCUGCUGCGGCGGCUGCAUCCGCACCUGUGUGUGCAUCUGAUUUGAGAAUGUACCCAACAUUGUGCCAUAUGAAGUUGGAGGCGUGUCGACGGCAAGAAGACUUGAGAUUACGUCCGUUGGCGUUGUGUCGAGGAUUGGAGUUUCGUCCUUGUGGAGAUGACGAGCCUCUAACAGACGCAGGCGGUCGCCCCAUGGACUGCGGUGGAGGCCCGCAUCGCAAGGAUUGUCCAGCUGGCAGCUAUUGUCACCAUACUGCUAAAGCAGCGCGCUGUUGUAGAAAAGAUAAGACAGUUGUAGACAAGAAAGACUGCCAAGAGUCGUGGUACGGGUGCUGUGCGGACGGCGUCACAUCGGCCCGAGGUCCCGGAGGAUCAGGUUGUCCCUCCCAAUGCGGGUGUCAUAGACUGGGCUCAGUGUCGGAGCAGUGUGACGAGAGCGGACAGUGCCAGUGCCGGCCAGGAGUGGGGGGGCAGAAGUGCGACCGCUGCGAGCCUGGCUAUUGGGGCUUGCCAAGGAUCGGCACUGGACAUACUGGAUGCAUACCCUGCGGUUGCUCAGCGUUUGGCUCGGUGCGGGAAGACUGCGAACAAAUGACGGGUCGUUGCGUCUGCAAGUCCGGAAUACAAGGACAGAAGUGCACCGUUUGCUCCAACCACGAACACACCCUUGGUCCCAAUGGAUGUUUUGACCCGGAAUCAACGCAACUUCCCGCCACUGACUGUGAACACAUGACGUGUUACUUCGGAGCAUAUUGCGUCAUACGCAGCGGGCUCGCCACUUGUGAAUGCGGCGCUCCGGAGUGCGCCGGCACCGAAGCUCCAGCCGUUUGCGGCAGCGACGGUCGGACCUACCUCUCCACCUGCCAUCUACGAGCGCACGCUUGCAGGAGCCAAUCAGACAUCGUGGUCCAGGCGUUCGGACCUUGCGUUGAAGACACCCCGACAGUCAGGCGAGAAAAAGUACAUGUAGCUUCAGUGAAAGUCGAAGCGAGCGGUUGUAAUAAAAACGUCCCAAAGCAUGUCGAUAUUGAAACUGAAACGGAAGAGGAGCAAUACAUAACGAAUGAGGUCGAGGAAAACUAUCCACUGUAUGAGGAAUAUUUUGACGAAAAUGAGAACGAAGUAUUUACUACGCCAUUGUUCGAUGGGCAGGCAAGAAUCACUGCUCGUACUAGGUUGCCAUCUAAACGAUUCGAUAUUUGGGCGGAAGUUUCAGCAGUUUGCGGAAAGGGGGCUUUAAUAAGUGCCUCAGGUGUGAGAGAUUAUUUAUGGCUCGGUUUCGUAGACGACAGGGCCGCCCUCCGAUGGGACGCUGGGAAUGGGCCUUCGGAACUGCAAACUGGGAAACUAAAAGUCGAUGUCAAGUCCAAAGUAUCCGCAAGAAGAUACAAGAAAGACGCAAUGCUGAAGUUAGGCUCCACCACUGCUCGAGGGACGACGCACGGUCGGAUGAGUUCGCUUGACGUAGAUCCGUAUAUUUACGUCGGUCAUCCACCAGACAAUGUUACAAAGUUAGCGGGCACUCACGCACUGCACGGGUUCGUUGGGUGCGUGCACCGCUUGCGUGUGAGCGGCCGUGACGUCAUACCGCCGUCCCGAGGCCUGGCCAUCACCGCUCACGGGGUUCGACCUUGCACGCCGUACAAUAUCGCCCAGAUCGUUUGCCCUUGAUAUUAAAAUUAUUCUUAGACAAGUCAUUCGGCGAUAAAAAGAGCCUGUACACAGGUACAUAGGUAAACAUAUCGUACAACCUCUCCUAGAGCUUUUGCCCUUGACCUUGAAAUUGUUCUUAAAUAAGUACCUAACAUUACAGGCAAUAUAAAGAGUAUACUUACCUGUCAAAUAUGAACUUCGCUCACGGGGUUCGACCUUGCACGCCGUACAAUCUUGCCUAGAUCGUUUUCCCUUGAUAUUGAAAUUGUUUCUAGAUAACUAUUAUAAGCGAUUUAAAAAGUAUACUUAUCUGUCAAUAACGAUUUUCGCUCACGGGGUUCGACCUUGCACGUCAUAAAAUCUCGCUCAGAUCAGUUUGCCUUGGACAUUAAAAUUAUUUUUAGACAAGUCAUUCGGCGAUAUAAAGAGCCUAUACACAGUUACAUAGGUAUAAGUACAUGUCGUACCAUCUCUACCAGAUAAUAAUAAUAAUAAUAAUAAUAAUUUAUUUAUUCAUCAGAAAGCAGGUUUACAAAGAUUACUUAAAUAUAUUAGAUCUUUUGCUCUUGACUUUGAAAUUGUUCUUAGGUAAGUCCUUAACAUUACAGGCACUAUAAAGAGUAUAGUACUUACUUGUCAAUCAUGAAUUUCGAUAACGGGGUUCGACCUUGCACGCCGUACAAUUUUGCCUAGAUCGUUUUCCCUUGAUAUUGAAAUAAAUUGUUCUUAGAUAAGUCCUUCACAUUGUGGUCGGUAUAAAGAGCAUACCUUCUUAGAUACGUCGGUUCACAUAAAGGUUUAUGGAGCUUAAAUAACAAUUGACUUGCUUGUUGUAUUAACUUGAACUACUCGAUUAUAGUGUUCAAAAAUUAUUGUGUUUAAAAUAAAAUAA
Messenger RNA from Bicyclus anynana (squinting bush brown), 4941 nucleotides. RefSeq names its product agrin-like. The record is from RefSeq and is a predicted model, not a curated record. Gene Ontology annotation, molecular function: protein binding. The transcript has 16 exons. Lineage: Eukaryota; Metazoa; Arthropoda; Insecta; Lepidoptera; Nymphalidae. Gene Ontology annotation, biological process: cell differentiation; multicellular organism development. The coding region runs from base 651 to 4067 and encodes 1138 amino acids.